AUGGUUGACACUGGAGGCGCUCUGGACCAAACGGACUCGCAGUGUGACGUCAGCGCUACGGAUGUCUCCUUUCUCUGGAUCAGUGCAGGUUUUGGGGCUUUAGCGCAGAUCAGGCGGCCUGGAUGGCUUCAGGACUUGUCCGACGGCGGAGGGAACAUUGUGGAGUAUGUCACAGUGGUGGAGGAGUCCCAGCUGUGUGAACAGGGAAUCCCGGAGGAGAACCAGGUGGAGGAAGUCCUGGUGACCGGCUCAGAAGGAGAGGUGGAGCAGACUGUAGUGCUUCAGGACGAGGAGUGUCCUGCGGUCAUUGUGGAGGAGGUGCCCAGUGCUCAGGUGGAAGAGUGCUACUCUGCACAGGUGGUGGUGUAUGGAGAUGAGACUUAUCUACUGCAGGAUGUGGCAGAGGAGGAGGUGGUCACAGAGGUUGCAGAAACUGUGGAGAUGUCGGCUCAUGACAUGGUGUGUUUCGAUAAGACGUUUGAAGCAGCAGAAGCUCUGCUGCAUAUGGAGUCUCCAGGUGGUCUGCACAAUGAGCGCGGCUCAGACGACGUGAUGAUGGAGACCGUGGUGGAGGUGUCCACAGAGUGCGGCCCCAUGGAGGAGGAGGAGGAGGAGGAGACUUUUCCUAUGGCUCCUGACUGCGAGCCUUCAGCCAAGAAAAAGAAAGGAGGACGGAAGCCCAAAACUCACCAGCCAGCGUCCAAUGGUUCGUUUGACCUGGGCAUCAAGAAGAGGCCCAAAGAGGGCAAAGGAAACACCACUUAUCUGUGGGAGUUCCUUUUGGAGCUGCUGCAGGACAAGAACACAUGUCCUCGCUACAUAAAGUGGAUGCAGCGAGACAAGGGCAUCUUCAAACUGGUGGACUCCAAGGCUGUGUCCAAACUGUGGGGAAAGCACAAGAACAAGCCUGACAUGAACUACGAGACCAUGGGCCGAGCGCUCAGGUAUUACUACCAGCGUGGGAUCCUGGCCAAAGUGGAGGGCCAACGCCUCGCCUACCAGUUCAAGGAGAUGCCGAAGAACAUCCGUGUGAUUGACGAAGAGGAGGUCCCAGAGUCUGAGGAUGCAGAGGCCGCUCAGCACCUGGCUCUCCAGCAGGGUGGUGUGACCCUGAGCUCCAGCCCUCAGGCCCAGCAGACGUACGUGACUGUGAUCCCCGCCAACACAGGAGCCAGGCCCAUCCGAGCUAUGCCCAUGAUGGUGAACUCUUUAGGUCAGGUGACCCUCAACUCCUCUUCCCUCCUCACCACCACGGGAGUCCCGGUGUCGGUGGGUGGCACCAACUGCAGCCCCAAGCUGCUGAUCCAGACCAUGCCCACAAUACUGCCUGGAGGGUCCAAAGCUGGGGACAAGAUCACCAUCAUCACCAUCCCGGCCAGCCAGCUGAGCACCCUCAUGCAGGGGAACACACUCACCCCUGGUCGGCCCCCUCACCUCAUCCUGGCAAAACCGGCAGCUGUGGCCCAGGCCCUGCCCCAGCUGUCUGUGCAUGUGUCCCCCAGCCCUUCCACACAGCCCCAGCCUGCAGAGGGGCCCCCGGACACCCCCACGGACCCCCCUUCUGAUCCCCCCACAUCCUGA
Messenger RNA from Knipowitschia caucasica, 1581 nucleotides. The record is from the annotation of a GenBank genome assembly. Lineage: Eukaryota; Metazoa; Chordata; Actinopteri; Gobiiformes; Gobiidae.